UAUACAUUAUAUUAGGCAUUUAUAUUUGCGUAUAACAUUUUAUUUAUAACGUUUAUAAAUAAAAUAUAUUUUUAUACCGUCGGAAUAAAACAUCGAACUUUCUCGUUCAGUCAACCAUUAUAUACGUUGUGUUUUUUUUGGAAGUGAUUUUCGCGGUAUUGCAGUCUCAUCAAGCAGAAUCGACACUGUCUCCUAUAAUAAAUUGUCAAAAUAGUUUGACAAAGAAGCUGUGUUCCGAAUCGAAAACUGUUAAUUGAAGAAAAACAUUGUAUAGUGUUUGACUUUUUAAUUGCUAAAUUUUAUACACGCAAAAACCAGUUGUUUUUAUUUUGGUGACUAAUUAAAUAAUUAACACAAUAUGGGAGCCAGACAAAGCAAAAGAUCUGUAGACAUAUCUGCCGGAGCUACAAAAGCAGAAAAAGGAGCAGCUGGAGAACCUUUAGAAAAUGGCACAAUUACAACUGCUUCAGCUGAUGAGAAACAAGUUGUUGAGGCAAAUGGUGGAGUAGAAGAAACAACCAAACAGAAUGGAUCAACUCCUCACAUAGAUGAAAAGGAAAUUGCUGAAACCGAAGAUGUCAAGGAACCUGUUAAAACUGAAGAAGAAAAAACUGAAGUUGUAGCACCGAUUUCUGAAGCUAAUGGUGAUGUAGACACUGUUGCAGAUGAAUCGUCUAAAACUCCAACUGACGAAGCCACUUCAGAAGAGGUACAAGCAUCUGCAGAAAAAAAACGCAAGAAGAAAAAGUCGUGGUCAUUCAGAAGCAUCAGUUUCAGUAAGAAAGAUAAAUCCAAACCAGUAGUAAAGGAACAAACUGCUGUUGACGUAAAAAACGAAACAGUUGAAGAGGUGGCCGAAGAAGAAGCAGUAAAAGAAACAGUUAAAGUAGAACCGGAAUCUGCUGUUGAAGUUCCAAAAACCACUGAAGAACCUCCUUCUGUUGUUGAGGAGAAAGAACCUGAAACUGUUGAAUCAAAUAUCACGAACGUGGCUGAAAUUCCGCCUCCAUUACCAAGUAGUCCUCCCCCAGUAGAAGCAACCCCUGUUGCACCAACACCAACUAUUGUUGAAACUCCUGCUCCAGUCCAACCAGUGGAACCUGAAGUUGUACAAGGUGAACCCGAGGAUGAAACAGUAGGUGGUGGAGAAGGUUUAGCUGAACCUCCUGAAGGUUUAAACACAUCUGAUAUUGAAAAAGAAGUAGCUGAAGUACCUUUAGUUAAUGGUAAUCAUGUUGAAAGUGAAAAAUCUGAACCAUCCUCGCCUGAUGUAAAUUCUUUAUCUGAAAAAAUUGAAGCAAUCAAGUUAUCCAACGCGGCUGAUAUUAAUGAGGCUACCAAUGAAAUUUCAAAUGAUUUGCAUGAAGUAAAUGGAGUUUGUGAUGCAAUAGCAGUUACAACAAAUGGUGAUGCUGGACACGAAGAAGGCAAUUAAAAUAUGUUCUGCGGUUUUUUUUUUUUUAUUAUUAUUAUUAUUCACUAAACGUUGACGUCAGUUAUCGAAAACUACACUAAUGUUAUUACCUACUAUUUUAUGUGAAAAAAAAAAUGUUUUUAUUUCAUAGUAAA
Melanaphis sacchari is the source of this 1569-nucleotide messenger RNA. RefSeq names its product proteoglycan 4 (gene Akap200). The record is from RefSeq and is a predicted model, not a curated record. Lineage: Eukaryota; Metazoa; Arthropoda; Insecta; Hemiptera; Aphididae. The transcript has 8 exons. The coding region runs from base 359 to 1435 and encodes 358 amino acids.